Papilio polytes (common Mormon) is the source of this 2811-nucleotide messenger RNA. Its product is annotated as arginine/serine-rich coiled-coil protein 2. The transcript is spliced from 12 exons. The record is from RefSeq and is a predicted model, not a curated record. Bases 271 to 1449 code for a protein of 392 amino acids. Lineage: Eukaryota; Metazoa; Arthropoda; Insecta; Lepidoptera; Papilionidae.
CGAUUUAGCAACGUGGUCGGCCAUAUUGUUUUUUCCAAAAUUAACUAAUUGUCAGAAAGUUAAAGUGGUUUUCACUUUUUUUGCACUUAUUUCCAUUUGUUGAACUUUUAAGUUUACUAGAAAUGGAUUCUCUUGUCGGUUAUGGGAGCGAUGAUGAUAAUGAAACUGAACGUGUCAGCAGUCACAGUUCGACUGAUAUUCUAGGUGGGUCAAGGUCCGAGCCAGCCAGCACGCCGACGGGAUGAUGAUACCAACUACGAUGACGUGAACAUGGAACUCAGUGAGGACUCCCAGGGUGAGUCGGAGCUCGGGGCGGAGGAGCAGUCUGAGUCCAGCUCGCAGCACUGCCCAGAUCGGCCGGAACGACUCAAGAGAUCCAAUUACCAUGGUCAACAGGAUAGCAAUGAUCGGUCUAACUCAGAUGAUAGCCGAGAACGUGAUCGUCGUGAUCGCGACCGGGAUCGUGAGCAGGACCGCAAAGACAGGAGACGAGAGUCCCCAGCCAAGGGGAAAACCGAAAGAGACCGGGGAGAACGGGAUAGAGACCGCCGCUCGCCGCGCAGAGAUGAUAGAUACAGAUCUGACAGAAGCGAUCGUGGCCGCGGCUCACAGGAGGGUUGUUCCCGACGUGGUCUUCUCGGAGAUCGACCUGAUGAUAGGAAUGCAGAUAAUAGGGUCCCCGCGCUGAUGGAUUUAAAACCGUUCGGUGGUGAACCUCCCCCAGGGUUGAGUUAUGGAAAGUCGCAGGACGCCAGAGAUGCAGUCUCGCCGAGAUUCGUAGACAGAGAGCGACGUGACAGAGAAAGGGAGCGCGGCAGAGACAAGGAGAGGCAUGGUAGACGAUCUGAGGAACGCAGAUCUGGACAUAGAAGUAGGGAGCGACGUUCGCGGUCUCGGUCGCGGGGCGCUGCCUACCCUCCGCCGACACACACUAGUUCUGAGAGACGUUCCUCACCACCGUCGGGCGACUAUCGGCCGUCUUCAUACAAAGUUAAUAAGAAGUUAAAAGUUAUGGAGAAAAUGGGUCUUCAAAUAAAGACCCCGGACGGGUCUAUGACGACAGCGCAGCAGCUGCGCGCCGCCUCGCAGGACGCCGCGCCAGCAGGACUGCCCGCGUACUUCAAUGCUAACGCUCUAAGUAGCAACAAGAUGAAAGAUCAGAAACGCAAGCUGCUGUGGUCCAACAAAUCGAAAUCUGAGGCAGAAGAAGCUGCCAAAUGGAGCGGCACACGCUUCGCACAGGAUUCUGACGGCAAACAGGUCUCCAAGUUUAUGAGGCUAAUGGGUAUCAAAGAACCAGCGGCAGUAAAUGAGGUGGAUGCAACCGCAGACCCUAACAAGAAACAAGAGGAAUUAUUCCAAGCGAUGCAAGCGCAGUACGAAGUAGCGAGAGCGACAACUCACACCAUGAGGGGUGUGGGACUCGGCUUUCAACGGGGACAGUUCUAGAAUGUUCUUUACUAUAGUUUACCAAACAAGAUUAUCUGGACCGGUAAGAAAGGUUCUGUUGGGGAAAAAAAGUUCAAAAGCUGUCAUUGUAUAAAAAGCUCAAAAAAAAUAAGGAAAAAGCCGUUGUUAACAGUUGGUUCUAUUGGAAUAUAUGUAAAAUUUGCAUGGACAUAAAUAAUGGCCCUCUUAUGUGUUAGUGAGCUAUUAUAGGUUAACUUAUGCUCACCGGGUCAGAUAACUUGUCAAACUAUAAUAAAAUUGUCAUCUGUCAUUUUGACAUUUGCGGUUUGUUACCAUAUAAAAAAGGCAAAGGCUUCCAGCUUCCAGCCACCGUCAAUUCAUAAUUCUAAAUUACAAAUUAAAAUUAUUAUAUUUAAAAUUUGUUGUUGUAGAUUUAUAAUACUGUUUUGUACGAUAAAAAUCAUUGGCGUAUGAUUGAAUGCUUUAAAAUAGGUUACAAUUCAUGUUGAAUUAUUGCUGAAAUUUGGCAGACCUCGUCUGUGACGUCAUUUAUAUUUAUAAAUUCGUGUGCAGGAAAUAGCUAGUUGCGUAAAGUUUUUAAUAUAAGAUUUAGAAGUAUUGUAUAAUAGUUAUUGUUUUCGUUUAACUUUUAUUCAGUCGUAAAUCUUCAUGUUCUAUAACAACUUCUUUUAAUACAAAUUAUUAUUUUUAGUACGUCAUUUACAUGUUAUUGGUAAAUUAUUGUUUAUGUGUGAUUUAGUUUUUGUAUUUAAAAAAAAUACAUUGUGUAUUGAUAUAAGGUCCAUUCUAAUAUAGUUUUUUUUUGCAAUAAGUGUAAUGGAAUAAAUACAGUAUAAGCACCUGAAACAAUAACAGAUUAAGGUCCUGCCCCACCACUGGCUGAUAAGGCUCUGAUAGCUUAAAAGUGACAUCUCUGUCAGAUAACAAAAUCCGAUAUUUCCAUCACAUAUUUUAUACAUUUUUAUCUUACAAUUUACAAGAAUUGUGGGACAGGCCCUUAAUAUUAAGAAAUUCAGUGUUGCCCUAAAAUAAGCGAAUAAGUGAUACAUUUACAGUUACAUUGUCUAAAGACCAAAUAUAUGAGAAUACAUUUUUGUAAAUUAAUUGCGUAUGCGAUUCUUAUCUUAAUUUCUUUUACACUCCCAUUUUUAAAAACUACUCAAGGACUACGGAUUUAGUUAGUUUUAAUUAUUUUAGUUUAUGUUAAGAUAUUUUCUCAGUAAACAUCUGAUAAAUGUAAAUAUUGUGAUUGCAUUUAGUUAAUAUAAUGCGGAGAUGAUUUUUGUGUGAUAUAGUUUUAUAAAAUGUAACUCAUUGUAUAUUAGUUCUAUCGUUUGCGUACUUCACAACACCCUUUAUUGAAUAAAUAUUAUAAAGUUA